This is a messenger RNA of Girardinichthys multiradiatus, 2527 nucleotides long. Its product is annotated as cyclin-dependent kinase 12-like. NCBI's taxonomy places the organism in Eukaryota, Metazoa, Chordata, Actinopteri, Cyprinodontiformes, Goodeidae. The record is from RefSeq and is a predicted model, not a curated record. The transcript has 4 exons. Bases 192 to 2084 code for a protein of 630 amino acids.
UUGGAAGAGACAGGUAGAAGCUGAACGGUCUCGUUCUAGGCAUAUCUAAGGUUCCGUUCGUUGCUGAGUUAAGCAAUAAUCUAUUGUUAAAUCGGCUUUAACCGUUUUAUUUCUAUAGCUCUAAAGGAAUCUAGUUUCUUCAAAAAAGUGGAGUCAUCCGACAUAAACGGAGUUGGUGUAAAUGUGAGAGGAUGUUCUCAAAAGGAUCUGACUACGAUUACAGGCGGCAGGAUGCUGACAGAAAUUCAAGAAGGAAACGGGGUGACUAUGGUGACAGACGGGAAGAAGGGCGAGACUUCCACAGUAAUACUCCUCAGGACUCCUAUUAUAAAUACAGCAGAGAUGGACACAGUAGCACAGACAGGGUGAGCAAAAGUGGAGAAUACAGCAACUCUUCCAAGAGGCUGUGCAGUUCAGAUUCAUCGAGCAGAGACUGGAGCAGAAAGAGCCCCACGAGGAGGCGUAUGUCCCCACCUGGUUGGGAUGGACCUGAAGAAAAAAGGCGAAGGCAUACAGAUGAAGAUGAUGCAAAUUAUAGAUAUAAACGGGAUUCUGUAGAAAAAACUCACAGGCCGUUACCAGCUAGUUUUUCACGUAACCAACAGUUAAGAUACUCACCGUCUUAUGAAGAUGGUGGCAGGUACAGGAACACGUCUCCGUAUUCCAGGUCCAGGCAUCAACAGGAAGAGUUGCCUCUGAAAAAACAGUUUGAGGAUUUCAGUGAAAGAGAUUUAUCUGAUUGUUUUAAAGCAAGUGUUUAUCAGAACAGGAGACAUGGGUAUUCACAGGAGAGGACGCAGUCACCAGAUAACACUACAAAGAUUCAAGCCAAGAUGAGAGAGAGGAUACCCGACCCCUCUACAUCUGCGUACUAUGACGAAUACUGCGACAGUAGGGCCGCCGCGCCACUAAAUGGAUCCGGUGGGCGGUCUUUUGAAAGCGACGCCCCUCGACAGAGUGCUGCACUCCCUGAAGUCAAGUCAUCUAAAGGCUUCCAGCGCUUUCUUGACGUACUCAACAAGGGUGUGAAUGUUGACGUUCUCACUCAGAUAGUAAGUCAGACCCCUAAACCGCCCUGUGAGGGGCACAUUUAUCCAAGGUCUCUUGUGAAUGUUGGAGAUCAGCGGUUGUCUCCCUUUUGCACUGAGAGGCAACAGAAACACUACAAAGAUAACAGCUACUGGAAUGAAAGUAAGGGAUCCCUCAGGUCAACAUCUCCACAACCUCAUCACGGGUCCGCCAGUCCAAAUAGGAAUCCUGUUUCUGUCGGGGAGAGCUUCUUUGGCUGCAAGUCAGUGGAAAAGAAGACCAUGAUGCCAGAAGAUGAGCAAAAGCACAAGCAAAUGCAAGAUGUUUUGCAGGCUAUUGGCAUGGAUUUGGGAUUCGAAGAGCUCGGCCAAAUGUCUCAUCGAAUCCAGGAGCGACUCUAUGGCAAGAGGGAUAAUGAGCGCGGCCGCAGGUUAAGUAGAGAAAGAAGUGUUGGGCAAGCUUUCACUGUGGGACGUCGAAGUAGAUCUCCAUCAAGCAGAUCUAGUUUUACCCCACAGCGUCAGAGCUCUUAUACAAAGAGAGACUCGUUCAGUGAUACAAGGGACGAAGCAGACAUGCAGCAGUCUGAAUACAGUCCAGAGUUAAGUAGGAAGUCUUUUCUGGAUGUUCAGGACAGUAUGGAAAGUAAAAUAAGCACGGGGAAAAGCAUUCCUGCACUGAACGCUUUCCCGUUCAACCCCAUGGAUGCUGUAAAGCAACCUCCUCCUGCAACGAUGCCACCGGUUCCACCAGUCCAACUGUAUUCUCCCAUCAGCCAUUUACGACUGCCGUACCCAACUGUUCCUCCCCCUCCACUUCCUUUUUUCCCCCGUGUUGCACCAGGAGUUUUCUUUCCUCGUGUUCCUCCCAUGCUCCUCCAAUCACCUCUGCCACCUCCAAAUGUCUGUCCUCCUUUAUUCGCUCAAGGGAGACCGUCACUUCCACCGCACCUGCAGCUUUUAAAUCCAGCAAAUGUUAAUGCUCAACAAGCCGUGAACACAACGCAGACGUCGAAAACGCAGGAAAGGCACCGCUUCCUGCAGGUUAUUAAGUGAGUGCAGCGUGUCUUCACUGAAAUAAGACGCAGUAGGACAAAGGGUUUGUAGCUUUUUUUUUUUUAUUAUUUUUGUAAAAUGUGCAAAACAAAAAAUGGAGCUGGGUUAAAAUUGUAUGUUGGAGGUUAAAAAAAAAUGACACUUCAGUUAAUUGACAUAACGUAAUCAACCUACAAAGUGCACAUUAUUGCAUCUGAUGAAAGAUCAUAAACACUGGAGAUUUACUAAUAACUGGACCAGCAGAUUAAAUGUAUAUAUACACACACACACAUGCCUAUGUUUCAUUGUAAUUUGGACUGAUCUUAAAGGCAUCAUAAAGGCAGACUGUUGAAUAUUUUUGUUGGUCGGGAUCAUCCCUUUUUUUAUUUUAUUUGUGUACAUGUAGUUAACUGUUGUGUAAUAAUCUGAAGUGUACAAUAUUAAAGACAGUUAUUCAAAGUAAA